This is a messenger RNA of Drosophila bipectinata, 1403 nucleotides long. It is a transcript of the gene beat-Vb, whose product is annotated as beaten path Vb. The record is from RefSeq and is a predicted model, not a curated record. Lineage: Eukaryota; Metazoa; Arthropoda; Insecta; Diptera; Drosophilidae.
CGCCAACGCCAAGGCCUCGCCCAUCCCGAUACCGUUCCAUGUGGCCAGGGACCAGGCAAAGGAUCGCAUCCGGAAGCCGGGAGCUUUAAGGACAAUGGACCUGGGCCACUGGCUGCUGCAGCUGGUCGUGCACAUUCUGUUGGUUGUGCGGCGCAUUCAGUGUCUACGUGUGACUGACAUCAAUGUGCCACAAAUUGUUGAUUUUCGUGAUAACGUGACAUUAUCCUGCAGCUAUGACAUAAGUGGUCACACGUUAAAUUCGGUUAAGUGGUACAAAAACGGAAGAGAGUUUUUUAGAUACUCGCCCCUCACACCGCCCACCUACAUACCCUUCGAUGUGGAGGGGGUGCGGCUGAUCGAUGGCGGCAACGAUUGCAACGAAUACUCCUGUCGCGUAGAGCUCAAUUUAUUGGGCGUCCAGUCGUCGGGCGUUUACAGGUGCGAAGUGUCCGGAGAUGCACCCCAUUUCCAGCUAACAGCACGCGAUGCCAACAUGAGCGUCGAGGCUCUCCCGCAAAACAAUCCUCUUAUAAGCAGUUUCCACUCCAUGUAUCGCUACGACGAUUUUGUCCAAGUUAAUUGCAGCACUGACUUUUCUAGCCUUUAUACCCGGAUAACCUGGUAUAUAAAUGGAUUGAAGGUCUCUCUAGUGGAUCUAUUGCCCAGCAUAGAAACUACGAUCGCUGCCCACGACUACAAUAUGCGUCGUGUGGUAUCCCAAUUGAAUUUCUAUGCCAAUGAGCAGCGAUAUCAUCAAUUGCAACUCAACAAGCUGGUUCAGCAAAAGCGAACCAUAUCGCCAGCUCGCCUAGGUCUGGAUCUGCGAUGUGUGGCGGAAAUAGAUCGAUAUCCGGACUUGCAACGUGAGGCAAGCAUGACGGCCCAGCUCUUUCGCGACGACCUCGACCUCAAGAAUCAGAAGCUAACCAACUCCAGAUCGGUGGCCAGCAUUCCGGAUGGCAAAGUGCAUCAUCUGCAGCUCCGGGCAAUGGUAAUGGCUGCUGGGAUGACCGCAGCGCGACUUUUGACGCCGCUGACAUUUCAAUAUGGCGCACGGAAGUCGGCCCGCUACAAAAUGGCGGCGACAGGAUGAAUUGCGUGUUUUCUGUUUUCCGGUUUUUAUUGCGUUUGUUGAAAUACUUUUCUAGCUCUAAGCAACUGAAAUGCACGUGAGAAUUUACAAACAAAAAACUUUAAUGAAAAACACAGCAGAAUAAAUAUGCAAUGUAACAAGAAUGUAUAAUUGUAAUUAAAUGUCACUGAGUUUAAAGAACUACAUAAGUAAAAAACAAAGGGAAUUAACUUUAGUCUAGGCAAGCGGAUAUUGUAAAUAGCCUUUAAGUGUGCAAUGGAAAUUUAAGAACACAAAAGAAUCAUCAUCAAUAAACGAGAAAACAAAUAAA